Molecule: messenger RNA, 1737 nt
Organism: Penicillium antarcticum
Lineage: Eukaryota; Fungi; Ascomycota; Eurotiomycetes; Eurotiales; Aspergillaceae
Product: putative MFS transporter
Exons: 4
Coding region: 1-1737 (578 amino acids)
Biological process (GO): transmembrane transport
Cellular component (GO): fungal-type vacuole membrane
Molecular function (GO): transmembrane transporter activity
Source: RefSeq, a predicted model, not a curated record
AUGUCGCUGGUGCAGCACGUCUCCGUCAUAGAUGGUGUGGAUCGUGAACCUGAGCCAGACGUAGCAGAAGACUUCGUCCCCAUCCGGAGAAAAAUCAGCUACGAUGUCCUGCAGCCACCAACUGAGGGAAUCCCGGUCGCAGAGCUGCGUCCUGGAAUCCCUGCGUAUGAGCAUUCCCCUCUGAGGCGAAUAGUGCAGGUUGUGGUGACCGUCCUUGCGUGCUGGCUCGCGUCGGGUAUCGUGUUUGGGUUCGCGGCUCUGAAACCAGUCCUUGUUGAGGAGGGUGUUUAUCAUGAGCGCUGUACAGCAGCUGAACUAGAAGAAGGUCUUGAAUUGUGUUCUCAGCAAGAUCUGAGACUCAAUCUCUUUUUCACUAUUGCUUCCAUCACCGCCAAUGUAUCUGCCUUGCCAGUUGGAACAAUCCUGGAUCGCUGCGGCUCGCGAGUAUGUUGGCUCAUUGGAUCCAUAUUGCUCGCCAUCGGCGGGGUGGUCAUGGGCUUCGCAUUCCACAUCCCCAGCUUCGACGGGUACAUCCCGGGAAACUUCUUCCUCGCAUUAGCUGGAACAUUUAUCUUCGUUCCAUCCUUCCAAAUUGCAAAUGCGUUCCCUAAAUAUGCGGGCACGAUCGUCGCGUUGGUCACGGGUGCAUUUGACGCGUCGGCCGCCGUCUUCCUGUUCUACCGACUCAUCUACGAGGCCACAGCAAGAACAUUCACACCCGACAAAUUCUUCCUAGGCUAUCUCGUCGUGCCAUUAUGCAUUCUAAUUACAGUUAUGACAAUAAUGCCGGCGAAGGAUUAUGUCUCAACACUGCAAUUAGAAAACAGAAUCGAAAGGGCGGAAGAUGCCACACGCGACGUACACGACUCAGACGAUGAGAUCGAGAGCACAGCCGAGCUAAACAAAGUGCGCAGGAAACGUGCCGAACAGCGGAAGAAGAAAAUCCGCCAGAUUAACGCCGUAUUGGGGGAUAAAGACGAGCGCCAGCUGCGCGCCGACCGAGAAGAGGAUCGUCAACAGACCUCCUGGGUCUGGGGUGUGUUGCACGGUCUUCCGGCGCACAAGCAGAUGGCGACGCCGUGGUUCAUUCUAAUUACAUUGAUGACAGUCCUGCAGAUGAUCCGCAUGAACUAUUUCAUUGCGACUAUCCGCUCGCAGUAUGAGUUUAUGCUCGGGUCAGUUGAUGAAGCUGAUAGAAUUGGGAAUUUGUUUGAUAUUGCAUUGCCGGUUGGUGGCGUUCUUUUCACGCCUGCUAUUGGCUUCUUGCUUGAUCGUCUUAGCGUGCCAGCGAUGCUAGGUCUUAUUGUUCUUUUCACUACUGUUAUUGGAGUUUUGAAUUCCAUUCCGGCUGUUUGGGCUGGAUACAUGACAGUUAUACUGUUUGUUUUACUACGACCUCUUUACUACUCUGCUAUGUCCGAUUACACAACUAAAGUCUUCGGCUUCGCCACAUUCGGUCGCGUCUACGGAGCCAUCAUCUGUCUAUCUGGACUAGCAAAUUUCUCCCAAUACGGCCUAGACGCAUUGACACACCGCACCUUCAAUGGAAACCCAAUCCCAAUAAAUGCCACCUUGGCAAUUGCGGGAUUUAUCGUGGGCAUGGCACUCGUGAUAUUUGUUUUCGUGGCUGUCCGCCAACGAAAAGUACAAGACGCAGUAGAUGACGAGGAACGGGAGAGAUUGCUCCAGUUCUUGGAAGAGGAGGAAGAAUACGAGAGUGAUGAGGAGUAUCGUUGA